Molecule: messenger RNA, 3522 nt
Organism: Achroia grisella
Lineage: Eukaryota; Metazoa; Arthropoda; Insecta; Lepidoptera; Pyralidae
Gene: sr
Product: early growth response protein 3-like
Exons: 2
Coding region: 388-1608 (406 amino acids)
Biological process (GO): regulation of transcription by RNA polymerase II
Molecular function (GO): DNA-binding transcription factor activity, RNA polymerase II-specific; RNA polymerase II cis-regulatory region sequence-specific DNA binding
Source: RefSeq, a predicted model, not a curated record
UGCACGGGGGCGGCGUGCUGCACGCCCUCGACACAGCGAUCGCGCCUCAGUCGAGGAUGUGGCGUUCUCCGCGCGACGACACUCACCGCGUGCGAAAUCUGUGUUCAUUUAUCAGUAGAUACUCAUGACCCUUCAGUGUGAUUACGGUGCCGCGUUUUUGUAGUUUCCUAAAUGCAAUGUUCUGUGAUCGCGUCAAUUUCGUUAGGAACAUAAGUUAGCUAGUUUACAAAAAUAACCGUUAGGGUGAAUAGUGAUAUACAAGUUUAUCGGCGUAAGCGCCGCCAGUGAGGCAUUAGCGCGCGUGCAAAGCAGUGCAUGUGAGUGUAGGUGCGGCGUGUAGCCGCACGCCGUGGUGUGGUGUGUGCAGCGUGGGGAUGCACUCGUGCGAUGCUCUCGGUGAUCGCGAUGCGUCGGCCGGAGGACGAGGAGCUGGGCGGUCGCGGCGAUGGCGACGAGUUUGUGGACAUAUCCCACAUGCAAUUGCUGGUAGAGGCGGGCCCGAGCGGAAUGCAUUACGGAGGCCCGCCACCGCCGCACGCACAGCCUCAGCCCUACGCGCAGCCGCCCGCGCAUCCCGUAACCACCACAGCUUCCGUCGACGAUCUCUUCGCGCUCUACUUUACACCUACCUCGCAUGGUGAACAUCUAGGUACAUUACCAGGCGAUGAACUGUCGCUAGGAUGCUCACCGCGACGACAUAAACACGAAGCGUCGUUAUCUCCAGGCGCACGCGCAGAAGAUGCCAGCAAUGCUUCAAGUGCGAGCGCCUCCCUUUACGGUCCACCAGCUGGAGGCAUUGCAAAACGUGCUCCUUCGCCGCCUUUGCAAUGGUUAAUCCCUCCGGGCCCUGGCCCGGGUAGUGUAGACAAGUACUUUCAACAAGAAUAUGAGGAAAGAGUCGAGUUACUCCCACCAGAGUGUCAAACCUCCUACUGUCCGCCACCACAGGCCUGUCCUCCACCUCAACACUGUGAGUACCGGCCACCUCCACCUCCACCCCAAGCACAACCUCAACCGCAACACUCAUGGGAAACACAAGAAUAUGCGAGUGCGCCACAGCCGACUCCGGGACCAUCGGGUCUAUUAAAACGAGAACCCUAUCCGAGUCCAGCUGGAGAUCGACCAGUACAGCUUGCAGAAUAUAAUCCCUCUACGAGCAAAGGUCACGAGAUUCUAUCUCAAGUGUAUCAACAAAGCACACAACCACUACGACUUGUAGCGGUAAAACCGCGAAAAUACCCAAAUCGGCCGAGUAAAACCCCUGUUCACGAGAGGCCAUAUGCUUGUCCAGUUGAUGGUUGUGAUCGCAGAUUCUCGCGGUCAGAUGAAUUAACUAGGCAUAUUCGUAUCCAUACGGGACAGAAACCGUUCCAGUGCCGAAUAUGUAUGCGUUCGUUUAGCAGAUCAGAUCACUUGACGACACAUGUACGAACUCACACUGGAGAGAAACCUUUUGCGUGCGAUGUGUGUGGUAGAAAAUUCGCGCGUUCUGAUGAGAAAAAGCGGCACGCGAAGGUUCAUUUAAAACAGCGAUUGAAGAGAGAAAGAGGUGGCGGCGGGCCUGCGCACCACCAUGAAUCGCACCCGCAUGCGCCAGCGCCUCUCUAGCGAUCACCAGCGCCCGCGUCGGCACUCUCGCCGCUUCCUUCAAGUGGCGACCCGCCGUCGACUCCCGGGACCUCCGACUCUUCGGAUAACUGAACUUUUAUAUUUUUCACGUUGAAGUUAUUAAAUAAUUUCAUCGCUUAGGUGUAAAAAAUUGUCUUUAACGAAGCUUUAUUAACUCUACGUUUUGUAAAUUCACUGAAAUUUAUAUAAUAUAUGUAUAACUAUAUGUAGGUAUAUAUAUUAAUAUAUAUCUUUUUAUACGUAUUUGUCAUUAUUAUCAGGAGAUAAAUUCGAUGUAUUAAUUUAGAUAGGUUAAUUGAAUGAACUCGACUGGGAACAAACGUAAAUACGAAGCGAUGUGGCCUAAAGUGUCCAGUGCACGCGACAAUUAUACGGUUAUUGUGUAACCUCGUGCCCUGGUCAUGCAGCAGACGGUCUCAGUGAUUGAAGUAGUUUGCAUCGCUAUCGUCCUCGACGUAGUGUGAACACAUAUCUUUCUAUCUGAUAGUAGUUCCAUAGCUAAGCUUAAUAAAUAUUUCAAAAUGAUGCAGCACAUUGGUGCGUUCAAUGUGUGUGUUAUAAGUGAUUGUAAAGAAGUGAUACAUAAUGAGCCUAUCGCAGGUACAAACGAGGCGAAACAAUGUUUACCAUUACUAUGUUAGGAAACGAUGUAUUUUUAGUACCCUGUUUCACAAAAACGAGUAAAUGGAUGUGGUAAGCAUUUAUUGGCCACGAUUACCUACUUAAUUAUUGUAGGUAGGUCUAAUUAUUAAUAUAUAAAACUAACGUGAAACUGUGCCAUUUAUUAACUUUACAACGUUACGUGCCACUGCAGUUUUAAUUUAAUACAUUAUUAUACUAAGUGUAACACGACUGCUAAAUAAGUGAUAACUAUUAUUAUUUUGUUUUAUAUUUCUAGUCGAAGGUAAUACUAGCGUGAGAAUGUCGACUAUUGUUUGUUUUAUAAGAUGCAUGCAUUCGCUAUACCUAAUUACUAAUUAAUUUUCGACAUCGGCUGUCAAUCUCUUCUUGCUCAAAGAUUUUUUUAACAAAAUUUGCUCAAUUCCGCUUCUUUUAGAUCGUACUGCUAUUACUAUUUAUUUAGUAUCAAGGUUUUUUUACUACUAAUGCUAUCAGAUCCAUGUGUUUUGUAAUCGAUCAAAUGUUGCACUUGUUAUUCUAUUAAUCACUAAUAAUUUUCCUCAGUGGCAUAUAUUUUUAUAGUAUGCAUAUUAUUAUAUCUAGACUAACCUAGUAUAUAACGUAUGCGGUAAAUUAUGAUCUCUUAAUCAUUAUUAAUUAUAAUUUUCAUGUACCUACCUUAUCGGGGUUCCCUAAUUUAUAAUACUCAUAAGUUUUUGUGUAGAUAUAAUUAUGUGUAAGACUCGUUUCUAAAAUUUAGAUUUCAUUUACUGUGAUGAUUACGUUGUUACGCUAUUCCUGUUCUAUAUAAUUCAAGUAGGUAGGUAAAGUUCACCGCUGCGGGUGUCUAGCUCAUUCGCUACCAUACCUUUUAGAUAAAUUUAUUAAUUUAUAAACAGGAAAUUAGCGUCUUUAUUCUUAAUGAAACGAAUUUUAAAUGGUAAAUAUAUAAAAAAUAUUGAGAAACGGUACCGUUUCUACUAGUCGCAAAUGACGUAGAUAUUCAAUGUAGAUACGGUAUGUUUUUUACAUUAGUACAAAAUUAAGCACAAAUAUAUAGAUGUUCUCUUUAAAUGUAAUAUGUUAUAAAAGCCUUCAUGUUCAACUUAAAAUAUCUACUUUUGUAAAACACAAAUUACAUGUGAUUAUUGAUUACUGUUAAUAUUACUGUUAUUUAGGUACUCGCAAUUUAUGCUACAAAUGUAAUUUUAUACAAAUGAAAAUUUUUAAAUGUCACAAUUUCCAUAAAAAUUAUAACAUGUCACCAUACAA